UCUGUUGUUUUGUUCGCUGACGAAGGCUUUCUGCCGACACGUUCGCUGUUUUGUUGCGUUUAUUUUUUCAGGUUUAACCCUGCUCUGUUUUACUCAUUUUAUUUUGUACUAACCUGAUUGCAGUCUCUCCCCUUAUUACCUAUAGCCACUCCGGUUUUAAUAACGAGAACUCUUCUAAAAGGAAAGUUAAAUAAUUUAUAUUUUAACAAGAAAUAAAUUUCCGGGAUUGCGUGUCUACCGAAGUAAACACUCAACAUGUGAGUAUGGUUGGUGCAAUAUUGCGACAAAUUAUACUUGCAUCAUUAUCGUUUUCGUUAUUUAAGUUAUAAUUUUAUUUUCUAAUUCCAGGUCCAAGGUUACAUUCAAGAUAACCCUGACUUCUGACUCAAAACUGCCUUAUAAAGUGUAAGUAUGAGAUGAGUGUCGCUUCGGCCAACGGCACGGCCCUGCCCUACGAGUACGAGACUACUUAAUUAUACAUUAUACUUUAUAUUAGUAGUAUUAGUUACUAUUUAUUAUACUAUACUAUAAACUAUUAUACUGUAAAUGUUGAGAGAGGAUGCCAUGAUUGGCCGCCAUCUUGGUUGAAUGAGAAGACCAGUUAAGUCUGUCACUAAAUCUAAAUAAAUGUAUCCCUAAACUCUAAACCUAACCUGAACCCUAAACUAAGCCUAAACCUAACCUUGAACCCUAAUUCACGACAACUUUAAUAAACAGGCAUAAGACGUCAUGUGGCAUGCACAAUUAGCAUUAAAAUUAUAAAAGUACUAUACUACUACUAUACAGUCCAGUUAGGUUUGGUUUGGCUUUAGUUUUAAUUAAAAACUUUUAAGAAUAACUAAUACUAAUACUAACAGUAACCUUCAUUAAGUAAGAAGAGCCUUCGCCUUCCUCAGCAGACAGGAUAAAUGAUCAAAUGAAGAAAUUACAAGACAUAGAGAGAAAAUAGUUAGUUCAUCUACUAACUACUAUUUCAACAUAAUUUAUCAAACAACACAAACAUUAAAAUGUUAACUUUUUGUGGAAAUAAAUUAUGAUUAAAGUUAUUUCAGUUCAGUGCAAGUUGUUUUAAUUAAGUUCUGCUUUGUUACAUGCCUCCCUCCUCAUACCCAUACAUCUUACAAAUAUGUGAAACACCCCCCCCCCGGCCUCCAUGCGUAACAUUAUUUAUGGAUGUCUUUUAAGUUAGUAGUGAAGUAAAUUAAAUACCACCAACACGAAACAAAAGUCUAGUUACAGUGAGAGGUCAGGUGUAAAUAUAUUUUGUUACACUUGAACGAAAUAUAUUUAAAAUUAAGAUAAAUUGGCCUGCCUAUUAACAUUAAGGUAAAAAUGUCAGUUUUCUAGGGGGAAAAAAGGCCAAAUAUUUAUUUGAAAAUGCAUUAUAUAAAUUUGAAUAAUACAAAUUUUAGGCUACAUACUACAUAUUUUCAUAUUUAAACAUCACUAAUCUUUUUAUGAAAAAUAAAUCAGGGUUCUCAGUCCAUAUUUUUUAAAUGCAUUGACUUGCAAGUGUAGUUUAUCAUAGAGAUCAAGAUAAUUUAUUUUAGUAUUAUGAUUUUUGUUUUUUUGGUCUGAAGACUUGAGAGUUUACACAAUCACAAUUUUUGAAGCGAUAGUGCCAAAAUUAUGGAACAGUUUGCCCCAAUGUUUGAGGGAAAUUGAAAAUGAUAAAAAAUCCAUAAGAAACAUUUAAAUACGGUACCUGUACUUUUUUCUUUAAAUAGAUUUAAGAAAAUCAGAGUGCUGUGAGCAUGCUAAAGUAGCAUGGAUACAAGCGCUAUAUAAAUAUUCAAUUCAAUGAAUCAUGCUCCUUGUCAAAAAAUUAAUUUUCUUGUUCAGAUUGUCUGUACCAGAAGUGGCCCCAUUCACAGCAGUUCUCAAAUUUGCAGCUGAAGAGGUAAUCUUGUGACAUGUAUUAACACAGGACUUUCCUAACCUUAGCAAUAGAGCUACACACAAUUCUGUACCACUACAAAAGUAAAAAUACAAGAUAAAUAAUUUUUUUUUAAAAAGGCACUUUAUAUUCAUUACCACUUUUUGUCACUCUUCCUGGUACACCUGUGAUCGGAAAACCUCAUUAUAGAUCAUACACCCCUUCUGGAGCACCCCAGGCUGGGAGACUCUGACAUAGAUGAUCAGUCUUAUAUUAUAAUAUAUAAUAUAAUAUAUUAUUACCUGUCAGCUGCUGACAAUCAUGUUAUUUUAUGGCUAGCUGGUAUCAGGCCAAAGGGCACAUGCCCAAAAGGCCACUUGAUCUGAAUGAUGAUUAUAUGGCUAACUUUGUAUAUGAUACAUUUGAUUACAAGAAUAUAUAUGUAUUUAUAUAUAUAUAUAUAUAUAUAUAUAUAUAUAUAUAUAUAUGUAUAUAUUGUGUGUAUAUAUAUAUAUAUAUAUAAGUAUAUAUAUAUAUAAUUUUUUUUAACUUGAUCUGAAUGAUGAUUAUAUGGCUAACUUUGUAUAUGAUACAUUUGAUUACAAGAAUAUAUAUGUAUUUAUAUAUAUAUAUAUAUAUAUAUAUAUAUAUAUAUAUAUAUGUAUAUAAUGUGUGUAUAUAUAUAUAUUUAUAUAAGUAUAUAUACAUAGAAUUUAUUUUAAAUGUUUGUUUAAAUUAUUAUUUUAAUUCUCAAUAUCUGAUGCCUAUCAAAGUUGGUGAUUUAGAUUGAAACACAAAUUUUAUAUGCCUCUUCAGAACUAUUAAAAUAACAUAAGUACAUUUUUUUUUACAGUUUAAAGUACCCGUAGCAACCAGUGCAAUUAUCACCAAUGAUGGAAUUGGAAUAAACCCAGCUCAGAGUGCUGGUUAGUCUUAGUUGUUACUAUAAAUGAACUUCUUGAUUCCUUUAAUGGUAAAUGCUCUGGCCAAGGCAUAAUAAAUUUUUGGCUGCCAUUUUAAGCAUAGAUGAGGUUGGAAAUUAAACUUAAAUGUUCUUCUUUGUUUUUCUGAAUUAUAAUCCAUUUUGAAGCUCAGAUGUAUCAUCUGUACUGUGUUGUCUUCAUUUUAUAAUAGCGAAUACAUUUAUUGGAAAAAGUGCUUUUAGACAUCAGAGUUACAGUUGUAUGCAAAGGGCAAUUAAUUUGGGCCAUGUAGGUUGUUCAACGGAGCUUUUAAAAAAACCUUAAACUACAAAAUCAGGUUACCAUCUCUGUAUUAAAAAAUUAAUUAUCAAUCUCAAAAGAAUAUAUAAUUAAUUUUGCACACGACCCCUAUCAGCCGUUUUGGUUAUUUCAGAACACCCUCUUUAUUCAAUUAUAUUUACAUUUAACUGGCUCAGACUGACAUAGUUUUUCAAAACUAAACACCUGAAGCAGCCACUGUAGCAUGUUUCCCAUUUAUUAUCUUUGUAAUAUUAUAUAUAUUUUAGUAUUUAAAUCUGUGUUUACUUUGAGGGUUAUGGACUGGUUUAAUUUGUAAUGAAAAUUCACUACCCCCACCCAUACUUCUCUCUUUUCAGGCAAUGUCUUUCUCAAGCAUGGAUCAGAACUGAGGUUGAUACCACGUGAUCGUGUAGGAUCUUAUCAUUGACGCAACUAAUAAUAUUUUUAGUUUGUAAUUAAUUUAUUCAAAAGAUAAUGGAUAAAAAUUCAUAACAUCAUUCAGUUCGUGUUUAGGAGGUCAUAAAAAAAUAUUCUAACUUAUUUUACCAUUAAAUAGAAAUCAUAUUUAAUUUUAAAGCCUCUGUAAAAUUUUGCAUUUAUUAAAUUUGAGAGAAAGUUUUUUUUAAAAAUGAAUUCAGACUCUGGAUCAGAGCCAUUUCAAAUGAAUGAAUACUUUAAAAAAUACUUUUGAGCAAUAAGUUGAAUUUUUAAGUUUACUGGAGAAUGACACUUGUACAUUUGUUUAAAGAAAUGUUCAACUGUAAUAUAAAAUAUCUCUGUAACCCUCGCCCAAUACUUUUUUUUUUUUUUUAAUAAGGGAAGGAAUACUGUAAGAAUAUUUUUUAGCAUUAUUGGACAUGUAAACAUUGACACAUUUAUAAUUUAUCUUCUAGUCUGGAUCUUUAACCUUUUCGUUACCCAUGAUGUCAAUGCGACAUCAGGAUCACCCACUUUCAAUUACCAAGGAUGUCACAUUGUUGUCAUAACAAAGAGGCAAAGAACUUUUCUGAAAUACCAAGGAUGUCACGUUGACGUCAUUUUUCAAUUCUAUAUAUUUCUUUAUUCGUUAAACUAUAGAGAAGUUAAUAAGCAAAUCAGAUAGAGAAUAAAAAAUACCGGAAAUUUUGUCUAUUUAAGUUUUUUUUUUAUUAUAUAUUUUUUUUUUUUUAAAGCUGAAUCAGCAAAUAUCGAUGCCCAAAACCAGCGGUAAUGAAAGGGUUCAAAGAAAAUUUAUUAUGACAAUUUUUUUUUUGUAAGUUAGGGGCAUUGUCAAAUGCAAUGUGUUAGUGUUCAAAUUGUAAAAUCCAGUUAAACUAACAGUAAAAAAAAAAAUUAAUGCAUACAAUUGUAAAGUUGGUACUAUUGUCACCUCUCAUGUAUUGUUUGUUUUAAAAAUUGCUAUAAAUAUGAAAUAAGUAUGGAUGUUGACUGAGGCUGUGAGUGAGGUGCUGGGUUAAGGUAAGAAUGAUGUGAAAAAGGUUUUGUAUGUAUUUUAGCGUUAUCUAUGCUUCCCCCCACCGGCAACACCAUAAACAUGGUACGGACAUGGGCUGUUCCAAUUAUAACCUGUGUUGGCCACCAUUUCUGUGAUGUAUAUAUGGGGAAAGUAUAUAUAUUGGAAAGUAAUGAGAUGCUGUUAAAGCUCAAGAGCAGUUGGUGCCACUUAAAUGUUUUCCUUGUGAGUGUUGGGUGUGGUUUCCAUGUCAAGUUCACUGGCUCAUUGAUUUUUAAUGAUGGCUAUAAUUCAAUUGUUUUGACAUAAAUUAAAUAAUGCAUGUUAUGGUUAAUGUUGUUUGGUGAGUUGAGGGAACACAAGGCUUUAGGUUUUCAGGUGUGCAUUGAAUUUAGAAUUAUUUUCUUUAGUCAGUCAACCAUAAAAAGAAUUGAUUAUUCCAGGGAGACGUAAAUAAUAUCUUAAUCAAAAUGGAGAUCCAUAAUUUAUACAAAAUUGACAACAUACCACAUGAAAUGGAUAUAUUUUUUUUUUAUUAACAUUUAGGUUUGUCUCAAAUUAUUAAAGAAAAUGAUAAUUGUGCUUUUAUUAUG
This is a messenger RNA of Lymnaea stagnalis (great pond snail), 5145 nucleotides long. The record is from the annotation of a GenBank genome assembly. NCBI's taxonomy places the organism in Eukaryota, Metazoa, Mollusca, Gastropoda, Lymnaeidae.